This is a messenger RNA of Penicillium argentinense, 1968 nucleotides long. RefSeq lists its product as uncharacterized. The transcript has a single exon. NCBI's taxonomy places the organism in Eukaryota, Fungi, Ascomycota, Eurotiomycetes, Eurotiales, Aspergillaceae. Gene Ontology annotation, cellular component: mitochondrion. The record is from RefSeq and is a predicted model, not a curated record. Bases 1 to 1968 code for a protein of 655 amino acids.
AUGUCGGCCUGCUCCCGGGGAGCGUUGCUCAAGGCCUUUGGCACCAGCACUGUACGGCCGAGCUCGAAGGUCUUCGGUCGACUCGCAUCCGCGACAAUCUUGCGAGCCCACACCGCGAGGACAGGCUCAACUGCAAACUCCGCCACGCGCCACGCCCUGAAACCGCACCGCUAUUUCUCAACGACAUGCCUCCAGCGCCACGCUGCCCCUGAAAAUAUAACUGAUGUGCUGCCUGUUUGCUGUCCGGGAUGCGGCGCCUUUUCGCAAACUGUCGAACCAGAUGAACCCGGCUACUAUGGCGCCAGUCGAAAGCAGACACGGAAACUUCUCGCGCAAAAGAACGCAAAUGACCGGAAGAAUGCGACAUCGGAAGACGCAGCGCGUCAGCCAGUGGAAGAUUUCAAUGAAGCAACAGCUCCUCGGCCUAUCGCAGGUAAUCUACCUAGCAACCAUAUCUCGUCGAACCCCGUAUCGCUGACCACUUCUCAAGAAGGUGCUCUUCCCGAGGAUUCCAUAGAAUCCAGCCCCAACUCUCUUCCCCUGGAGGCGCCGGACCGAGGUAUACAUGUGUGCGAUCGCUGCCAUGAUCUUGUCCACCAUAACAGGGAAUUUGAUACGCCGAAACCCGAUAUCCUUGCCAUCCGAGACUACCUGAAACAAUCGCCUUAUAAAUAUAAUCGUGUCUACCAUAUCAUCGAUGCUGCCGAUUUCCCAAUGUCUCUUGUUCGGCAUAUUCAUGCAGCACUUGCUGUCCAAGAACAGCGUUCACUGAAUCGAAGGGCAUCACAUGAGAAAUACUUCCACGGGAAAAAACUACCUACUCUCAGCUUCAUCAUCACUCGCUCGGAUUUGCUCGCUGCGACGAAAAAUCAAGUAGAUUCGAAAAUGGAAUAUGUCCGAACCGAGCUUCGCAAGGCUCUUGGGCGCGCGGGCAAGGAUGUUCGCCUAGGCAAUAUCCAUAUGAUCAGUGCGCACCGUGGAUGGUGGACUAAGCAGGUCAAAGAAGAGAUUCGUGAGCACGGUGGAGGUAUCUGGGUCGUUGGAAAGGCAAAUGUGGGGAAAAGUAGCUUCAUUCAAGCUUGUUUUCCCAAGGACAUGAGGAAUAUCGAGGACAUGGCGCAGUGGAUCGAAGAACAGGGAAAGAGGAAUGAGAUCCCCAAUCAGCGACUGGCAACUCUAUACGACCACGAUAGUCUUCUCCCCCCUGCGCCCCGUGAGCAUCAGUUUCCCGUUCUUCCGGUCGUUUCCUCCAUGCCAGGAACCACAGUCUCGCCCAUUCGCAUUCCAUUUGGUCGCGGCAAGGGCGAGGUCAUUGAUCUUCCCGGUAUGGAACGAGGCGAACUUCAGGAUUUUGUUCGUGAUGAACGCAAGCGUGAUCUGAUGAUGACAAAGCGAAUCAAGCCGGAACGCUGUACUAUCAAACCGGGCCAGUCACUUCUCCUUGGCGGCGGCCUUGUUCGGAUUACUCCCGUGAACCCCGAGCAUACCGUUCUUGCUGCCUGCUUUGUCCCGAUCGAGACCCACCUGACUAAAACGGAGAAAGCAAUCGAGAUUCAGAAUGGGCGACGGCCGUAUUCUGGCACCGUUCUCAUGAAAGAAGAAGCUUGCUACACUAUACUCUCGGCCGGGAAAAUCGACUUGCAGUGGGAUGUUACUCGAUCAAAUCUGCCAACGUCAGUCGUCAAGGCAGUGGAGGAUCAUGAUGCACCCAUUCCCCAAUUGCCAUACCAAGUCAUGUCCGCCGAUAUUCUCAUCGAGGGCUGUGGCUGGAUUGAAAUUAGCAUCCAAAUUCGCGCCAAGCGUAAUGCCGAAGACAACCCGACAGCUUUUCCUCAAGUUGAGGUUUUCACUCCUAACGGAAAACACAUUGGAUUUCGGCCGCCAAUCGAAUCUUGGAAUUUCAUUGCAGAGAAGCUCAAAGCGGACAAGCGCAAGAGACCGCGCACGAGGCACCGGUAUAGUAGGUAG